AUGGCCCAUAAAAAGGGGGUUUUCGGCUCCUUCAAAACCCUAGGAUCAGACUGUGCCCUCUCUCGAAGAGAAGCGUUUCGCCGGCGGGAAGGCACCGGAUUCUCAGCACCAGGUGACGGAAACGGAGUGAUUCCGACCAAAAGAGGAGAUGGCGGACAAGGCGGUGACGAUCAGAACUAGGAAAUUUAUGACGAAUCGUCUCCUUUCCAGGAAGCAAUUUGUUAUCGACGUAUUGCAUCCUGGAAGGGCUAAUGUUUCCAAGGCUGAGCUGAAAGAGAAACUGGCUAGGAUGUAUGAUGUUAAAGAUCCGAAUUCUAUCUUCGUCUUCAAGUUCAGGACUCAUUUUGGUGGAGGGAAGUCUACAGGGUUUGGGUUGAUCUAUGAUUCGGUAGAGAGUGCGAAGAAGUUUGAACCAAAAUACAGACUUAUCAGGAAUGGUCUAGCUACCAAGGUUGAGAAAUCAAGGAAACAAAUGAAGGAAAGGAAGAACAGAGCCAAGAAAGUCCGAGGUGUUAAGAAGACAAAAGCCGGAGAUGCUGCUAAGGGCGGCAAGAAGAAAUAAGCUCAACAUGUUCUCGAUUAUCUGGCUUAUAAAUCACAAGGAUUCUUAUAUAAAGAUUAGUCUUGAUUGAGGUUAGUGCGGCUUAAGAUUAUAGUUAGUUGUUCGCAGGUCUCGAAUUCUUGUUUUUGUUACCAUGGGAAGUUUUCUCAGUCUGCUUCUUGAUUUACUCUUUAUUACAAAUUUUACAAGCAGAUUGAACUAUUAUUCCAUUUCCUGAUUUCUCAUCUCA
This is a messenger RNA of Andrographis paniculata, 791 nucleotides long. RefSeq names its product 40S ribosomal protein S24-1-like. Gene Ontology annotation, molecular function: structural constituent of ribosome. Lineage: Eukaryota; Viridiplantae; Streptophyta; Magnoliopsida; Lamiales; Acanthaceae. Gene Ontology annotation, biological process: translation. Gene Ontology annotation, cellular component: ribosome. The record is from RefSeq and is a predicted model, not a curated record. The coding region runs from base 149 to 562 and encodes 137 amino acids. The transcript is spliced from 6 exons.